AACGUAAACAAACCGCUCACCGAAAAGAAACACGUUUUUCGGCUGGAACAGAAAUGGGCAACAAAUCGCUGCGUUUGGAGGUUUCCAAGCUUCGUACCUUGGUCAAAAAGACUCGCACCAACAUCAUCCGGAAGCUGCUGCGAGAUCGCAAACUAUGGGCAGGCAAAGUGGAAGCGAACAGCACUAAUCGCCGGGCUAGCAAGAAACUGGAGGCCACCGAUGCCCUCUCGAAGCACAUUAAAACGCUACCUACAUCUCAACUGGUGAAGGAUGUAAUACGGUUCCAGCUACGGAAGGAUGCGGCUGGCGGAGAACAGCAACUGGCGGCGGUGGCCGAUCGAGCAAUCGCCCGGUUUUAUGCGGAAUCGAAAGUGGUCGCCAGUGUUCGCGUACUGGUGGAUCGGUUUGAGCUGCAGAAGAAUGACACCCUUAUCGAUAUGGCCGUAAAGGAUGGACAGAAAGAGGCAAAGGAUGCACCGGCCGCAACUAAAGAGCGCAAAAAGAAAAAGAAAACCAAACCGAAAGGUGCCAAGGGUGGCAAAUCGGCGCCAAAAGUGGAUAAAAGCGGAAAACAAAAAGCAACCAAGAAAGGCAAGGAAAAACCGAAGGAUAAGGACGAGGACGAGGAAGAGCUAAGUGAUACGCAUGAUAACGAUGAGCUAAGUGAUGUUAGUGUUUCUAUGAGCGAAGACGACGAGUCGAUCUUCGAUGACGAUGAGGACGAGAAAGAUGAAACACCUUCAAAGCCAACUAAGAAUGCUUCCGAACCUAAACCGAAACCAGCGGAGAAGGAAAAGAAAAGGAAAGAACCGAAAAUGAAAUUGAAAAUGCCAGCGAACCUGAAACCACCGGAGGACGAUGAUGAGGAGGAAGGUUGCUUGAUGGUUAAAGAUAGUUUCUUCGUGACGGAAUCGGGCACUAAUUACGUGGCGGUUGCUCCGGUGUUAAAGAAAUCCGAAGAAGGCGAUUCAGAUGAGGAUAACGAGGACGAGGAAGAAGAGGAAAGCUGGAAGUUCUCCGUAAAGCGAAGAAAGAAACAGGAACAACGGAAUGCCGCACAAGGUAAAGUGCCAGGCGGAGCUAAUCCUAGUCGAAAUGGAAUGUUUGAAUCAAACAAACGAUCCGUCGCAUCUUCUAACGAACCGGUGAAACGGUUUCGACGCGAUUCCGGGCCAACCGAACCAGACCCAGGGUUGCAUCCUUCCUGGGCGGCCAAGCAAAGACAGAAAGCCAUCAUACCAUUCGCUGGCAAGAAAGUAGUAUUCGAUGACGCAGGUGGCCAAACGGCGACAUCGGAACCAGCUAAAGCUAAGGAAGAUCUACAUCCAUCGUGGGCCGCCAAACAAGCUCAGAAAGGAAUCAAACCGUUCGCAGGCAAGAAAGUGGUUUUCGAUGAUGGCGAAAGCAGUACCGCAACGGCCGCGAAAUCAUCGUCAGCAAAUGAUCUACAUCCUUCUUGGGCUGCCAAACAAGCUCAGAAAGGCAUCAAGCCAUUCGCUGGUAAAAAAAUUGUUUUCGAUGGUGAAGAUUCAAAUGCAACGAGCAAUCUGCAUCCUUCGUGGGCGGCCAAGCAAGCUCAGAAAGGAAUUAAACCAUUCGCAGGCAAGAAAAAGAUAUUCGGUGAUAAUGAAGGCGGUGAAGGCAAUCGGCACCAAGAGCGGAAGGGUGCUGAAAACACAACCAACACCGAAGGACUCCAUCCAUCAUGGGCCGCCAAACAGGCGCAAAAAGGUUUGAAACCAUUUGCCGGUAAAAAGAUAACAUUCGGUGACGAUGAAGCGCCGGUGAGUGCUAAUCGGUCGAAUAGCGGAUUUCGUGCGGCGACAAAGCCUCAGCCAACUGCGAUUAGCAGCGAUCUGCAUCCAUCGUGGGCUGCCAAGCAAGCGCAAAAGGGCAUCAAACAGUUUGAGGGAAAGAAAAUCAGUUUUGAUGAUUAAUACACGUAC
Anopheles aquasalis is the source of this 1946-nucleotide messenger RNA. It is a transcript of the gene Rlb1, whose product is annotated as lysine-rich basic protein Rlb1. The record is from RefSeq and is a predicted model, not a curated record. Gene Ontology annotation, biological process: maturation of SSU-rRNA. Lineage: Eukaryota; Metazoa; Arthropoda; Insecta; Diptera; Culicidae. Gene Ontology annotation, cellular component: 90S preribosome; nucleus.